This is a messenger RNA of Chaetomium strumarium, 1467 nucleotides long. RefSeq lists its product as uncharacterized. Gene Ontology annotation, molecular function: ATP citrate synthase activity. The record is from RefSeq and is a predicted model, not a curated record. The transcript is spliced from 4 exons. Bases 1 to 1467 code for a protein of 488 amino acids. NCBI's taxonomy places the organism in Eukaryota, Fungi, Ascomycota, Sordariomycetes, Sordariales, Chaetomiaceae. Gene Ontology annotation, biological process: acetyl-CoA biosynthetic process; fatty acid biosynthetic process; tricarboxylic acid cycle. Gene Ontology annotation, cellular component: cytosol.
AUGUCUGCGAAAAGCAUCCUCGAGGCCGAUGGCAAGGCCAUCCUCAACUAUCACCUUACUCGGGCCCCGGUGAUCAAGCCCAGCCCGCUGCCAGCCCCGACCACGCACAACCCUCCUCCCAGGCUCGCGUCGCUGUACUUCCCUGAGAACGCCGACGUCAAUGCCGUGCUUGACCAGGCCGAGAUCACAUACCCGUGGCUCCUGCACUCGGACGCCAGGUUCGUGGCUAAGCCAGAUCAGCUCAUCAAGCGCCGCGGCAAGAGCGGUCUGCUGGCCCUCAACAAGACCUGGGCCGAGGCGAGGGCGUGGGUUGCUGAGCGCGCCGGCAAGGUGCAGAAGGUCGAACACACUGAGGGCGUUCUCCGGUCGUUCCUCGUCGAGCCUUUUGUGCCGCACCCGCCUGAGACUGAGUACUAUAUCAACAUCAAUUCGGUUCGCGAUGGCGACUGGAUCUUGUUCACCCACGAGGGUGGUGUUGAUGUCGGCGAUGUCGAUUCGAAGGCAGAGAAGCUCCUCAUCCCUGUCGACCUUACACAAUAUCCCUCAAACGAGGAGAUCGCUGCCACGCUCUUGAAGAAGGUCCCCAAGGGCGUGCACAAUGUCCUGGUCGACUUCAUCACGCGGCUGUACGCCGUCUAUGUUGAUUGCCAGUUCACAUACCUUGAGAUCAACCCCUUGGUCGUCAUUCCCAACGAGGAUAACACCUCUGCUUCGGUGCACUUCCUCGACCUUGCUGCCAAGCUGGAUCAAACAGCAGACUUUGAGUGUGGUGUAAAGUGGGCAAUUGCGCGGUCACCGGCUGCUCUGGGCAUCGUUGCUCCCACAACCAACCAAGGCACGGUCAACAUCGAUGCCGGCCCGCCGAUUGAGUUCCCUGCGCCCUUCGGCCGUGAGCUUUCCAAAGAGGAAGCUUACAUCGCCGAGCUCGAUGCCAAGACCGGCGCCUCGCUCAAGCUGACGGUUCUGAACCCUAACGGCAGAAUCUGGACCCUCGUGGCCGGUGGUGGUGCCUCGGUCGUCUAUGCCGAUGCCAUCGCCUCAGCCGGCUUCGCCGACGAGCUGGCUAACUACGGCGAGUACUCCGGUGCGCCCACCGAGUCUCAGACAUACCACUAUGCCCGGACCGUGCUCGAUCUGAUGCUCCGAGCGCCGAUGAACCCCAAGGGCAAGGUUCUCUUCAUCGGUGGUGGUAUCGCGAACUUUACCAACGUCGCCAGCACUUUCAAGGGGGUCAUCAAGGCGCUCAGGGAGUACGCCAACGUUCUUAAUGAGCAUAAUGUGCAGAUCUGGGUCCGCCGUGCCGGCCCCAACUAUCAAGAGGGUCUUAAGAACAUGAAGGCGGCGACGCAGGAGCUUGGUCUGAACGCCAAGAUUUUUGGCCCCGAGAUGCAUGUCUCGGGCAUUGUGCCCCUGGCCCUCAUCCCGGGCAAGUGGGAGGAAAGCAAGGCUCAGGAGUUCCAGGGUUAA